GCGUAAUAAUUCAAUCUCCAACAAUUAAACGCACCCUUUCUUUCUCUCUCUCUUCCUUUAUCUUAUUCCAUUUCUUUAAUGUCUGUGCCAAGAACAUCGCUCAGAUUGUAAGACGCGCUUUUUCUACUUCUUCAGACGCUUAAAGCUGAAACCUUUGUAAGUAUCUGAUUGCCAUUUGUUGGUAAAAAAAAUUAGAGAAAAAUCGUUUGAAUUUUGAGUAAGUGCAUACACAGCGACAAGAAAUGUCGAUGUUUGAUGAAAUGGGCUUCUGUGGAAGCUUUGAUUUUCUAUCUGCUCCUUCGUUUGAUACCGAGGGUGCAACUGAAGAAGCACUCGUGGACGAGGAUUACAACGACAGUGAUGAUGACGUGGAUAUUGACGAGCUGGAGCGGAGGAUGUGGCGUGACAAAAUGCGUUUAAGACGACUUAAAGAGCAGUUAAAGUAUAAAGAAGGUACGUGUGAUAACGGAAAACCGAAACAAUCUCAAGAACAAGCGAGGCGAAAAAAGAUGUCUCGUGCACAAGACGGGAUCUUGAAAUACAUGCUUAAAAUGAUGGAAGUUUGUAAAGCUCAAGGGUUUGUUUACGGAAUCAUUCCUGAAAAGGGUAAGCCCGUGAGUGGAGCUUCGGAUAAUCUCCGGGAAUGGUGGAAAGAAAAAGUGAGGUUUGACCGAAACGGACCUGCAGCGAUUUCAAAAUACUGUGCGGAUCACUCGGUUGUUGGGGAACACGAGAGUCUGACACCGGUGUCGACCCCUCACACGUUACAAGAGCUUCAAGACACGACACUUGGCUCGCUUUUGUCGGCUUUGAUGCAGCAUUGUGACCCUCCGCAACGCCGGUUUCCGUUGGAAAAGGGUGUUGCACCGCCGUGGUGGCCUAGCGGAGAUGAGGAUUGGUGGGUGGAAUCGGGGAUGCCGAGAGAACAAGGCCCGCCACCGUAUAAGAAACCGCAUGAUCUGAAAAAGGCAUGGAAGGUGAAUGUUUUAACCGCUGUUAUUAAGCACAUGUCGCCUAAUAUUGAUAAGAUUCGGAAGCUUGUUAGGCAGUCAAAGUGCUUACAGGACAAGAUGACAGCUAAAGAAAGCGCCACGUGGCUUGCGGUUAUUAACCAAGAGGAAGCACUUUGCCGGAUUAUGUAUCCCGACAGCUGCCCUCCAGCCACCGGUGGCGGUGGUGCUUCUUAUCUUAUCAAUGAUGCAAAUGAUUAUGAUGUUGAAGGUGCGUUUGAUGAGCCGAUUUUCGAGUUGGAAGACUGCAAGCCACAAAAUCUUUAUGGGUCAGGCGUAGUGGGACCGGUUCCUCUUGUUAAAGUCAAAGGGGAGCUUGUUGACUCUAUGAAGCCUGAGAGUUUUAUGAUGAAAAGAAAACAACCAUCCAGUGAUCACCACUACCAGCCGCCAGUUAUGAUGGAACCAAAGAUGUACGCUUGCGAGUAUCCUCAAUGCCCGUAUAGCGAUGCUCGUGUCGGGUUUCAUGAUAGAUCUGCAAGAAACAACCACCAGAUGAACUGUGCUUACCGCCCUAAUGCUAAUCCUCGUGGCGGAACCGUGAACUUUCAGACGAACAGUCUUGAGACAGCACCUGUGUUUGGUAUGCAGUCGUUCGGUCAAACUCAGCUCACUACAUCUCUACCACCUUCGAACCACACCGCACCACCACCACCACAGUCGUAUAACGGCACUUGUGGCGGUGACAUUGCGGAACUUGGACUGCCCGAAGAUGGCCAAAGAAUGAUUUCUGAUCUCAUGUCGUUCUACGAUGCGAAUCUCCAAGAAACAAACAAAAGCUUCAACACUGGGAAUGUUGAUCCGAUCCAACUCGAUGACAGUUUCUUUGGACUUGAGUUCGACAACUGCAAAACGCCAUGUGAGUCUGGUUUUGACUCCGGCGGCAACCUGAAUGUAAAUGACAAUAAUAGCCUGGACUUCAGAUUUGGUGCGCAGUCGGUGUGGUACAUGUGAAGAUGAAUGUAGGAUGUGAAGGAGUGAAAGUUCAUCCGUAACUUUUAAUAAUGAAUAUGGUACUACAUUAUUAAUUAUGGCUUGUUUGUACGAUAAAACACUUGAAGGAUGUUAUAUGCUAUGUAUGUGUGGAUGUUCAUAAGUGGGUGGUAUGCAUUGUGUGACAAAACAUGUUUCUUUUU
Messenger RNA from Helianthus annuus (common sunflower), 2146 nucleotides. RefSeq names its product protein ETHYLENE INSENSITIVE 3. Gene Ontology annotation, cellular component: nucleus. The transcript has 2 exons. NCBI's taxonomy places the organism in Eukaryota, Viridiplantae, Streptophyta, Magnoliopsida, Asterales, Asteraceae. Gene Ontology annotation, molecular function: DNA-binding transcription factor activity; DNA binding. Bases 243 to 1964 code for a protein of 573 amino acids. The record is from RefSeq and is a predicted model, not a curated record.